AUGCCCGAAUACGUCUACGCUCUCCACGACUUCGCCCCGGAGCACGAAGAUGAGGUCAGCUUCCGUGCCGGCGAGCGAUUAGAAGUCAUCGAGAAGGAUGAUCAGUUCGGAGACGGCUGGUGGCAAGGUCGAAAUCUAGCAGGAAAAGUUGGACUGUUCCCUGUCUCCUACACUGCCCCAGCACCCCCAGCAGCCUCUGCUUCCACCUCCGCCGAUACCUCUGCAACUGUUGCUGCGACGAGCAAGUCCGUCUUACAGCCGCUGCAUGAGGAAAACGAAUCAGACUCUCCCAAGAUCGUUUCGCCGGUACCCAAGGCACUCCCAGCUCAGUUCCUCAAUGGAGGCAGCUACGAAAGUGAUUUCGCCAACGGGGAAGACACAUCGCUGCGGCUGGCUUCCGCGGCUGAUGGUGAAGUGAUGAAAGCCACGAUGACGGACGUACAAAAGGCCAUCGAACAGCUCGGUCGCGGUGGUGCCGGUGGGGAAGAUGGGGACGGAGCAAGGAGUUUCAGCUUUGCGAGCACCCGGGACGGGGCCGACACCGAGACGGACACAGAUUUUGAUUUAAGCGACAUUGAUGCAGCCACAGACGACACCAAUGGAGAGGAUUGGCACAAGAACGCGCGGAGGAAGCUGGCUGCUAAAGCCAGGAGAGCAGUCGAAGAAGCAGAGAAGCUCGAAGCCAUGAUGUCUGGCGACGACAAGGGCAGCAUCCGGAGGGAAAUCGUCCCACCUAUUGAAGUCGAGCUCAGCGAUGAGAGUGAUGCUGAGGAUGAGGAAAAUUUCACGCGAUCCAGCAAGUUCCACCGCCAUCAUUCGUAUAUCCCCGAGGAAGACGAGACUGAAUUGCUGGAAGAGGCUCAGGAAUCCAAGGAGGCUUUGAACAAGGAUGUCGUCGUCCCGCCGAGGGAUGAGACAGAGAUGCCGACAGCAACGGCAGCCACGUUGUCAUUCCCUGUCUUCUCGCCCCCGUCAACCGCUACGGAAAGCCAACCUAUUGCAGAGGAGACGGUUCAGAGGGCGGCAUCACCCGUCAAGCCUCUUUCUCCAGUUGCUACUGCCUUCACUGGGCCGACUGACCCCGUCGCUCCAGUCGCCAGUUCCACAGAGCAGAGACGCAGCAGCGUCCCUUCACAGCAGCCUGUAAAUGGCCAACCUCUGCCUUCCAUAGUUCAUCCAAACAAUCAGCACUCGAAGCAUGAUAGCAUUGUCUCGUCCUCGUCGGCACCUGCGAUGACGAUGCCCACACCGAUUAUCACAGUGCCUGUUCCUCAGCCUGCCCCACAGCCAGGGUUGCUGUCUCCAGUAUCCGACUCGAGGAAGACCCACCCGUCUGAGUGGAGCCUGGAGCAAGUCAUUGAGUGGCUCAAGACCAAAGGCUUCGACCAAGACGUCUGUGAUAAAUUCACCGAGCAAGAAAUCACUGGCGACGUCCUCCUCGAACUCGACGUCAACCUCCUCAAGUCCGAAAUUGGGAUCAUGGCCUUCGGGAAGCGUAUGCGCAUUGCCAACGCCAUCGCUGACCUACGACGCCCGCCUUCCAUCGAGUUCUCAGACCACCAUGCCUCCGAACACCCCUCCCCUUUGCAGAUGCAGCAUUCGACGUCCAACGCACACACGCAUUCGCGCACCCAGAGCCAGAGCCACAGUCACCAUUCGUUCCCUGGAGUGGGGCACGGGUAUUCGCAGAGCGUGCAGAGCUCACUUGGGAGCCCGAUGGGGUAUGGUGGGAAUGGGAAUGGGAAUGGGACCGCGUAUGGAGGGGGUCCGUUUGGGACAGUGCAGGAGAGCCCGGCGACGACGCAGAGUAACGGCAAAGGGGAUGGUGUUGCGUCGGCUAUUGCAGCUGCAGGUGGUGUUGGUUUGGGCAUUGCGAUGUCACCGAAUGCUUUGUCGCCUUCUGGGAAGGGACGCCCUGUCCAACUGCAGCUAUCACCGAGUGAUGGUGCUCUGAAGGAUUCUGCUGCUCGUUCAAUCGUUGCUGUCUCAGGUGGCCUUGAGGACGAAGACAGAGGCCAUAUGAGCGAGGGCGAAAUUGCACCCACAGCCACUAGUAUGCGCCGCCGUCUCUUUGGUCGUUCGCACGACUCUGCGGGUUCCAUCAUCAAUUCCUCCUCGAAGUCCAAAGAUUCCCCUGCUGCCUCUCCUACCGUUCGUGAUACCCCAGACAAAGACUUGAAGGACAAGGAUAGCACCAAGGGCAGUACGAAAGGCAGCACGAAGGAGAAGGACAAGGACAGUAGCAAGGACGCAGAUGCUACUGUUGGACGGAGGCACGCUCGUGCGAAGAAGAGCAUGGAUGCAAGCAGGCAUGGCGACAGGAUGAGCAUAUUCGGAGGGACAUUUGUGGGUACUUUGGGCAAGAGUCGGAAGCCACCUCCUAGUAGUAUCACCAGCAGUGAUGAUACCUAUGUGGAGAAGUCGUCAAGCAAGUUCAGUCUUCCAAGGUUGCAUGGGCCAUCUAUGUCUAUGCGCAAGUCCUCUUCCAACUCUCAUCGGCCUUCAACGCCCAGCGAUUCGCCCAAGGAUGUUGUUCUUAAUGACUCAUCUCCAAAGCAAGAGAAGAAGGACCACUCCACCCUCCGUAAGCGGACUUCUUCGAACGUCAAUGCUACUGCAGCUGCUGCCGCUGGGGCGACUGCUGCUGUUGAAUCUGUCAAUGGAGUCUCGGGCCCGAUCAAGCAGGGCCAGAGUAUUCUCGAACAAAUUGGAGAAGCGGAUCAUACAGGUUGGAUGAGGAAGAGAGGCGAGAGGUAUAAUACUUGGAAGAUGCGGUACUUUGUCCUUAAGGGCCCUCAUCUGUACUGGCUCAAGAGCAGCAGUAAAACGGAAACUCGGAUCAAAGGUUACAUCCACAUUGUCGGCUACAAAGUUACAGUGGACGAAAACGUGGACCCUGGGCGAUAUGGCUUCCGGAUUGAUCAUGACAGCGACAAGACACAUUACUUCAGCUCGGAAGAAAAGACGAUUAUUCGAGAAUGGAUGAAGGCCAUUAUGAAGGCGACGAUUGGACGGGACUACACAAAACCUGUGGUGUCGUCCUGCAAUAUACCCACAAUACCCCUGAUUGUCGCCCAAGCAAUGAACCCCGCCCCUCGACCUCCAUCUCCGACAGCUCGCGAUGCUACACAACGAGCACUACGAAGAGAGAACCCGGAGCAGCUUUCAAGUCGUGAUGCUCGAGUCUUGAUGGGUUUAUCUGGCUCUGAAGCGAAGGACGACCGAGCCCGUCUCGAUUCGUUCUUCAGCAGCGAGACUUCGACAGUCAAUGACGCCACGCCACCUACGCCGAGGAGAACAUCUGCGCCUCCACGGCCGUCGAGAGAGAUGAGAAGAACGAGCUCGAUCCGAACCGCGACAAACUCUGGGGACGAUGCCUUGAUCGAUUGGGCUAAUUCUCACUUGCCGGAGCACCUCCAAAUCAAUGACGCAAAUGGGUAUCUGUGUGGUGGUCUCACCCUGCUGCGUCUGGCAGAAUCGAUCAGGGGCCGACCGUCGUCGCCACCUAUUCCUGACUCGGCUUUUCCCGUGGACUCCAACGACGAUAAGCUGGAAGGGCUCUUCCGGCUCUUCGACUUUUUGCUCGACAACGACGUGAAGAUGGGAAGUGUCAGCAUCAACGACGUCCGGCAAGGCAAGAGAGACAAGAUUCUGCAGCUGCUACGCGCGUUGAGGGCGUGGGAGGAGAAGCGGAGAGCGUUGGCGAACACGAUCGCGAAGGCCUCUUCUCCCACAAGCUACAUGGUGCCGAUGGUGGUUAGUUGA
Cyclocybe aegerita is the source of this 3765-nucleotide messenger RNA. The record is from the annotation of a GenBank genome assembly. NCBI's taxonomy places the organism in Eukaryota, Fungi, Basidiomycota, Agaricomycetes, Agaricales, Hemipholiotaceae.